GUUCUCUUCCUGUUACGUAGUUUCCUGUUACGUAAUUCCUCCUAAAAGGGACACACUGACAACACACAGCUAGUAGUUGUACACACGGCGAACAUCGAAUCUACGGAUUUUAAAAGCUCAUUUGAGAUAAUCAGUCAUUUAUUUGCCACAGACUGGCCCAGAGUACAAAUGCCUGUAGCUGUAGGACCAUAUGGACAGGCACAGCCAAGCUGUUUUGACAGAGUCAAGAUGGGCUUCAUGAUGGGCUUUGCAGUUGGAAUGGCUGCUGGUGCCAUGUUUGGAACAUUCUCCUGCCUACGAAUUGGAAUGAGGGGACGAGAGCUGAUGAGUGGAGUGGGAAAGACCAUGAUGCAAAGUGGGGGUACAUUUGGGACCUUCAUGGCCAUUGGCAUGGGCAUUCGGUGCUGACUGCACUGUUCACUUCACUUGACUCAAUUCUUUUCGUACAAUGACACACAAUUUAAAUGUGCUAAUAAAAUUGUAAUUUAAACAAUAAAAAAGUAGACAUAAAGAUGUAAAAUACACAACUUUGGAAUUUGC
This is a messenger RNA of Clarias gariepinus (North African catfish), 540 nucleotides long. It is a transcript of the gene romo1, whose product is annotated as reactive oxygen species modulator 1. The record is from RefSeq and is a predicted model, not a curated record. Gene Ontology annotation, biological process: protein insertion into mitochondrial inner membrane; protein import into mitochondrial matrix. Gene Ontology annotation, cellular component: TIM23 mitochondrial import inner membrane translocase complex. The coding region runs from base 169 to 408 and encodes 79 amino acids. The transcript is spliced from 3 exons. NCBI's taxonomy places the organism in Eukaryota, Metazoa, Chordata, Actinopteri, Siluriformes, Clariidae.